Lachnellula hyalina is the source of this 720-nucleotide messenger RNA. RefSeq lists its product as uncharacterized. The record is from RefSeq and is a predicted model, not a curated record. Bases 1 to 720 code for a protein of 239 amino acids. Gene Ontology annotation, molecular function: protein binding. The transcript is spliced from 2 exons. NCBI's taxonomy places the organism in Eukaryota, Fungi, Ascomycota, Leotiomycetes, Helotiales, Lachnaceae.
AUGGACACGCCGGCAGAAAGCUCACGUCGUCCUGAGACGCCCUCAGCCGCAAGUUCCAAGCCAAAGAAGAACCUCAACUUCUGCGGAGUACCAUCAUUCGUGACCUUCAUCGUGGGAAAAGAGGCUCAGAAAUUCACCGUACACAAGAACCUCGCUGAACAUUACUCGCCUUUCUUCACAAAAGCAUUCAACGGCGGUUUUAUCGAAGGACAAACGCAGGAGAGGGUACUGGAAGACGUGGAACCAGUUACAUUUGGUCUUGUGACUAAUUGGCUGUACACGCAGAAAAUCAUACAUCCAGAAGACAAGAAGGUCCAACUCGUGGAAAUUGCGAACUUAUGGGUACUUGCGGGUCGAUUUCUGAUUCCUCAACUUCAAAACGAGGCUAUUCGACGCACACAAGACACACCAGGGUAUUCGAGGGAAGAAUUUGAGCCUUACGUGAAAUUCGCUCUAAAAAGAGAGCUUGAAGGCACUCAGCUCUACCAGGCAGUGUUAGAUGACGUAUUGCGACUCUGUGGUGUUAUUGCUGAACCUCCAAUGGAAGCAGAAUUCCUUGAAGACUUUGCUGAAAUAGUCACUGAAGAAGGCGGGAACACCGCUGCAAUAGUCAUCAAAGCAUUGGUUAUUCAUUGCGCUGGAUUUCUUUCCAAUAUGGCACCAUCAAAGUCUAUCGAAGAUUACUUUGUGGAGGAAGGCGAUGCUGCUAGUGGAAAUUGA